CCUUGCACCAGGAACAAUUUAAAGAAGAAGACUGAACCACCACGCCCACAAAAUACUUGUAAACUAGUGAAUCAAAGGCCACCGCUCAAAUAACUCAGAAAUACCAAGUCGAAAGCACAACAAAAUCCGAGACCAAGCCAAUCCAAACCAAGAUGUCGUCGCGUUCCAAGGAGAGAGUUGUCACUGCAUUCCGCAAAAUCUUCCACAAGUCCAGCAAUAAUAAUAAUAAUAACAACAACAAUAGCUCUAAUAAUAACAACAAUGACAAGGUCGAUGGAGCCACUGGCAGCAGUCCGAACAAUAACAAUAAUAACAAUCACGAGGGGGCAGCUCCCUCUUCGGCAGGAGGCGGGGCAAUGGGCGGUGGAGCUGUGGGCGGCGGUUCAUCGGGAUCAUCUGGUGCCUCCAAGAAUGCCGUAGUUCGAAUGGCAGCCGAGCAGGCUGUUUGGGAUUCCCCAGGCAAGCGGCGACGACAAGAUCACAAGGUGGCGCCGACGACGGGACGCCAACUGAUGGCGGCGCCGGAUCAGACCAUUCGAUCCCGCCGCCUCAUGAAGGAGUAUAGAGAAAUGGAACGCCUCCAGUCAAAGAAAGAUGCUGUCUUCACGGUGGAACUCGUCAGCGACAGUCUGUUCGAGUGGCACGUACGCCUGCAUGUGAUUGAUCCAGACUCGCCUUUGGCCAGGGAUAUGGUCGAAAUGGGGGUGCCGGCCAUCCUGUUGCACCUCAGUUUCCCCGACAACUUCCCCUUCGCCCCGCCGUUCAUGCGCGUGGUGGAGCCGCGCAUCGAGAAGGGUUACGUGAUGGAGGGCGGGGCCAUCUGCAUGGAACUCCUAACGCCCCGCGGAUGGGCCAGUGCCUAUACGGUGGAGGCGGUCAUCAUGCAGUUUGCAGCCAGCGUAGUCAAGGGUCAGGGCAGGAUCACGCGCAAGCCAAAGAGUACAAAGGAAUUCACUCGUCGCCAGGCCGAGGAGUCGUUCCGUUCGCUGGUAAAGACGCACGAGAAGUACGGAUGGGUGACGCCCGCCCUGUCCGACGGCUAAGGGACGAGAUUCCGUAUCGCAAGGGAACUCAGCUCAGAUGCUCUGCGUUUGCCAACCACCCAACCAAUGCAAUUUAAUAUUCAGCCACCCAGCAAGAAUCUUGCUCAUAGUAAUCCAUCAAGCCAUCGUCUAUGCCCAUUACUCUUCUCUCGAUGCGUUUCCAUCUACUUAGUCAAGUAACGAACGAUUUCAAUUGCAAACCAUCCAAAACGCAACAGAAGGAACUCUUGGAAACAACAAGGAAACACACACAAAGAACAAAGGAAAAACGCGCAGCAAGCAACAAAUUAGCUUAAAAUGUAAUUCUAGCUCGUAGUCGUCAGUAAAACGGAAAUUUCGUCGAAUACAAAAAAUGGAUAAUUAA
This is a messenger RNA of Drosophila takahashii, 1407 nucleotides long. Its product is annotated as ubiquitin-conjugating enzyme E2Q-like protein CG4502. NCBI's taxonomy places the organism in Eukaryota, Metazoa, Arthropoda, Insecta, Diptera, Drosophilidae. The record is from RefSeq and is a predicted model, not a curated record.